Messenger RNA from Meloidogyne enterolobii, 275 nucleotides. The record is from the annotation of a GenBank genome assembly. Lineage: Eukaryota; Metazoa; Nematoda; Chromadorea; Rhabditida; Meloidogynidae.
AAAAAAUGUCUCAAAACUCAGAUGAGGAGCAUAAAAAAUUACUGAUACAGCAACGACAAUUAAGUAAUCAACAGAUGGAAUUAAGUAAUCAAAUGUUGCAACAAAUUCUUUCACAACAAAUGUUUAAUCCUAUCAAUACAUUACCGACCCCUAUUAUUCCUACAAAAGUUCCCAAUGUUGGAACCAGCAGUGGAAAUUUAAUUAAACAAACAAAAAUUGGGUGGAAAGUAUCUAAUUUAAAUUUUGGAGUAAAUUUUGAAUUAUUUAAGGAAUAA